AUGGAAGACAUGAAUUGCGGGGCAAGCGCGCCUUACGAGGAUCACGAGAAUGAAGAAGUAGAUGAAAGGGCAUCGGGAACGUACGACCUACCGGUCGAGUUGUGGAUGCACAUCUUGGGCUUCGUGGCGCGUCAGCAGCGGAAUCCAGAGGGACAAGUCUGCAUCUUCGCGUCCCUGUCCUCCGUCCUCCUCGCCUCUCGCUUCUGGCGCAAGUUGGGGCUGGCGUCGGUGGGCGCCUAUAUUCUGCCGCCUACGAAGCCGAAGAAGCUGAUCCGGCGAUGCCUUCCUUUCAUCUUCGCCAGCUGCCCCAACCUCAAGGAGCUCUGCCUUCAGCGUGUGAAGGAAAGGAUCACUUCGCGCGUCUAA
Molecule: messenger RNA, 366 nt
Organism: Acanthamoeba castellanii str. Neff
Lineage: Eukaryota; Discosea; Longamoebia; Acanthamoebidae
Exons: 3
Coding region: 1-366 (121 amino acids)
Source: RefSeq, a predicted model, not a curated record